ACUGUCAUUUGUGUGCUUCGUUCGAUUGUUUGCUUUUCUAUUUUCUCAAUGUUUUAUUUGGGCUCUCGUGAACUAUAAUAAUCGCGUUGUGUUUUUAUUACCAAAUUCUGUUCUCCCUACCUGCGCUUUGCAUUUGCCAGUAGUUCUGUGAUAGUGCGUUUGAUUUUUUAGUUUUAUUUUUGAAUUUAUUAAAUAGUGUUUUAUUUAAAAUUAUGUUUUUGCAUAAUAAAUGUAAAAAGCACUGUUUUUGAGUGAUCAGACUGUAAAUAGUGCAUAAAUGCUUAAAGCCUGUGAAGCAUCGAUGACAAAAUUUUAUCGGAGAAGCGUGAGACAGAGGUGGGACUAUGUUGUUUCUCAGUGUCUUAGCAGUCGGCAUGAUAACUGGGCUGCAGAAUGUCACCACGGAGGUGGGAAGUACGGGCAGUGACGACACAGAAGCGGCUGCUACUGAGAAAAGCACAGGAGCAAUGGGACUACUGGAGACGACGAAAUUAUCGGGCUCCCAGGGCGGGGAUUUCGUGAACGUGACAUUGCACGAGCAGCCGUCGAUGUGGGACCUGUAUUUGAACCAUUGCCCGAAGUGGAGGCCGAUAAACCAUGUGUUUUUCCAAGUGGCUAAUGUGUUUUUCCUGCUAUCGUUUUUGGCGCCACACACGCCCUCUGGGCUGGUGUGGCUGCGCGUGGGCCUGGUGCUGGGGUGCGCCUUCUCCGCUUUGUGGGCGUGGAGCAUAGAGUGCUUCCUUGAUGCUGUGCUGUGGAAUUCAACCUUUGUGCUCAUUAACUUGGUUUAUUUCUCUGUGCAUUUUUAUCUGAUGAGGCCAAUCAAAUUCCACAAGGAUAUUGAGGAGGUGUACAUAGCGUUGUUCAAGCCGCUGCGCGUGUCGCGGCGCCAGUUCAGGCGGGUGCUGAUGUGUAUGCGCAACGUGCGACACCUUAAGUGCCACGAGCUGUACGCACACGAGAAGGUCACCAAAGUGGACAGCCUCUCGCUCGUCCUCUCCGGGAAGCUGGUGGUGUCACAGAACCAGCGAGCGCUACACAUAGUGUUCCCACAUCAUUUCCUGGACUCGCCGGAGUGGUUCGGCGUCUCCACAGACGAGUUCUUCCAGGUGUCAAUAAUGGCGAUGGAGGAAUCUCGUGUCCUCGUGUGGCAUCGAGACAAGCUCAAGCUGUCCAUCAUGUCGGACGCCUUCCUGCAGGUGGUGUUCGAGCACAUACUGGGCAGGGACGUAGUGCAUAAACUUAUGCAGGUUAGCGAAACGAUGGCUGUAAGCAACGGCCAUUUGCCCAACAGUUACGAAGAGGGUGAAGAUAAACCUAUGCUGGUGGUGAAGAAGGCGGGCGAUGGCCCCGGCAUCACCGCGCUACUCAACCGGCAGCUACAGGGCGAGCGCGCGCCGCUGCUGCCGCCCGCCCCCGCCCCCGCCGCCCCCGCCGCCGCGCGCCGCCCGUCGCCCGUCCCGCUCUAGCCCGAGUCCGACCUAUAUGCCCGUCCCUCUCCCACCCGUGUCUAGCACAAACAUCCUCAAAUUCCUCAUAUUCCAACCCGCGUUCCCGCCUACUAACCGGCUUCCCUAAUGGUCAAUUUAUACUAGCCCAGACUCGAAGCGCAUCGAACGUAAAAUUCUUCACAGCUAAAGUAAAGUUGUACAAAUGCGCGCGCAUUCGCGGGAAUACGCUUUUAUCAGCAUCAGUGCUAUUGCAUUACUAGUGCUAUUACGCAGGCUAAUUUCCGACUGAUGACGCGUAGGUUCGUUAGUGGACCAAUCAACGUUGAUCACGCGCAGACGCGAUAACUCCGUCGAAUGAGCGCGCGUCUUUUUAAAUCUCCGAAGUAAUGUGUGCAGUCCGCUGUGGAGAUAAGGUUUGAAUUUGUUAAGUUAAUAAUUGGAUUUACGUUUUGAUGCGCUUCGACUAUUCGCUAGUGUAAAUUGACCUUAACACCUACACUACACUACUCGAGAAGUUAUCCGCGGUUAUGCGAGUACGACAGUGUAGAGAGGUACUUCUGAUCGCUUCGUACAACCUCGGCUCGGCUCGGACAACUUCCGAUAAUUCUCGGUUUUGUGCCCCAGUCAAAGGACUCGAAGCGUCCUGAAGUUCUAUUACGAAGUGUCUCACUACACUAUUCGGCUUCCUUCAGUUCGCGACAGGACAACUUCGCGAGUAGUGUUGUGUAGGUAUUAUGGUGGCCACCGAUCAUCCUGCCGCUUGACCAAAGGCUUGAUCAAGCGAAACUGACCGUGUAAGGGUAUUUUAGAUGGGCAUGCCACUUGACCGAAGGAUUUUCAUUUGAUCAAGCCUAUUUGAUCAAUUCACAUGAUCAUGCGGCAUGAUAUUGAGUGGACACUUUGAUGUAUAGCGCGAUCGUGUACAACUAACUACCAGUCCAUCUACCGCGUGAACUUAGGAAACAAACAUCGCGUUGGCCAGUUUGAAAAUAUUCCGAUGAAGAACUUCUUCCGCUUUGGAAUGCGGUUAAUAAGUCGAAUUUCCGGUUCAUUUUAUAAAUUGCGUAGACGGAGCAGUAAAAUAUGUAAUUUUGUUUGGCCUAUAAAGAAAUAUAAGUUGGAUCCUGAUCUCUUUGUCCUGGUGGCUGACGCGAUGUUUGAGCAUUACGCAAGUACCAGAUCUUCAUUCCGAUAACUUGACUCCCCUGCUCUUUAACUCCGCAUUGGUGAAGAUGCAGCCUUGUAUGUCGCAUUUCGACGCCAAAUUUAAACUGCUGCUCCGCUUAAUAUGAACUCGAGUUCUAUCUUCCGUUAUCUCAAGGACUAAAUAAUUUGAAUUAAAUCCGUACGUAUAUAGAGGCUGGAUCUUCCUGAAGAGGAAAGGUGUCCAUUACACACAUAUUAAUAAUCGGCCCAGAGAGCGUUCCUUCUAGAUCUCUCUAUGCUUUGUCACUCAUUUGGAAUAGAAAUAGAUAGCAUUCUUCCGUUCCCGAUCACAUGAAUAUAUUAUAAUAUUAUUGAUUUACUAACAAAUCGCUGACAGAUUCGUGUUCGACCUGUGUGUUUCGCUGUCACUAAUUUGUAACUAAAUAAAGACAAAACAAUAGAGAGAUAUAGGUAGCGGCAAACUUCUUGAGCAAAACCACAGACAAAUAAAAUUGCGCAGUAGACGUUUUUGUAUGUAAAAUUUCAUCUGCGCAGACUUCCUUGUCUUUGGUCGUUGCUCAAGAAGCUUGCUGAUGUGUGUACAUAUACAAGGUAUUUGUCUUUAAUUUAAAACUAAUGUGCAAUGGGCAUCUGAUGGUGCUUACAAACCGGUGAUAUAAGUAGAGUGCAGAUUUCACACUAACCCAACCGAUAUGAGUAUUUAAUACAUACUUACAUAUAUUAUAUAUGUUUCGGUGUGUGAUUCCUUGGUUGUUUAGCUUUAAUAAUACACUAUAAAGUACAAUAUAAAUUGUCAUAUUUUCUCAAUCAAUUAUAGACUUUACGUCAAAGACGUUUAAGUUAAAUAUCGGUAAAAAUACAUUUAUGGGUUAAAUGUGCCGUAGUAGCCACUUGUACAAACAAGUUCAAACAACUGGCUUACGCAACUAAUAGGCUAAGUGUUUCAUUAAACGAUUAAAAUACUCUUGUCGGUUAAUUUAGCUAUUAUCUGUGUUGUAUUCUUAACUGUGUAUAGUAUAACAAGAACGUACAUAAGUAUAUAUGUAUAUUAUAUUUAAUGGUAGACGUGUAUACUUUUAGUAAUUGUUAUGCACAAAUAAAGCCGACGACAAAAUUAAUUUUAUAAAAUGCUGAAGCAGGAAAUUUACAUUUAUCGUGCUUAAAAGGGAUAUAUUUAAAUUGUUCUCAAAAGCAUAUAAAUGAUCACUUAAAAAUACAAUAAGUAAUUUAGUGAAACCUAAAGGUUAGGUUAAGUUAUCAAUUGCAUUUUUUGAGGAUCAUAUUCUAUUCUAUUAUUUUGAUGAUUAUUUAAUUAAUAUGUGCCGUUUGAAAAUAAACAAAAUAAUACUUUAAUUAUUUGUUUACUUUAUUUUUGUUGUCGACUUUAUAUUGGAUUUGUUAAUAGUAAGUGAGUACCUGUUUAAAUAUUAUAAUUAUCUCAUCAUUUACCAUGACAUAACACGGCAUAGAAACAUAACUUUUAUCAUAAAUUUUAGCAUGAUUAAGUUGCACACCUAGAGCAUAAAGGUCUCAACUUAAAAAUCAUAUUUUUAUAGAUAUUCCUACUGAUCGAGUUCAAGUGUGAGUUGUAUCAAAGAGCUAUUUAAAGUUAAAAUUGCUAUAACUUUACCAUGCCGCCUUGUUUAGAACAGUUAUUGUUACUGUCAAAUUAUGACAAAUUAUGAAGUUGACAUCAACACAUGUUUUCAAUUUUUGAUGUCAUCUUUCAAUUGACGACACUGUUUGAAACAAAACAGGGAGAAAAAAAUAGCCCUUGCUGAGUUUCUUGCCGGUUCUUCUCAGUACAAGGUCUCCCGCCGUAGAUUUACGAACCGAUGGCGUAGCGUUUGACUUUCACAAGAGCUUGUAACAGCCUAGACUGAAUGAAUGAGUUUGAAUUUGACCACAUUUUGAAUAUCGCCAAAUAAACCUUUAAAUAGUCUACUGCCCAUGUCAAACCACGUGGCACGUCAAGUCUCAUCUUUCGUGGCGCCUAUUGUACGUCCUGUUGACUGUAGUUAAAAAAAGUUAACAAAGAACCUGGUUCCAUAUUAUUGUUUUUUUUUCUCUGUAUUUGUGGCAACAAACAUUUAUACAUUUUAAUAAAAUUGUUCUGUGGUCACAGUGCAAUUAUAAGAGACGUCCUACAGUGCCAGUGCCAAUUUAACUUAUUAGUUACAGCAAAACAUUAUAGAACAAGUAUUAUACUUAAAAAAAAGAGCUCUGCGCAAGAUCCAGAUCUUUAUUCCGAUAACUUAACUCUUUAACUCCGCAUUGGUGAAGAUGCAGCCUUGUAUUUCGCAUUUCAACACCAAUUUUAAACUGCUGCUCCGCCUAAUAUGAACUGGUCUAUUACAUUAUAGAACAAGUAUUAUACUUAAAAAAAUACAUGAGAAGACAAAACAUAUAGACAUCCAAAAAAAUCUUUUUUUUUUUAAUACUAAUAAUUAAUUUUAUUUUCUCUUCACAAACAGUUUUACACAAGUUCCAUAUAAUCAUAACAGUAAAGGCACAAAUGAUAAGUUUGUGUGAGACUGAUGCCUGAGAUAGGUAUGGUAACAUACCUGUUUUACAGGUCAUCAGGCUCCCACCACCUUGGUUUAUAAGAACAAUGAUUAUGAUUUACAUAAAUAUCUAGUUACUAUCUAUUAUUAUUUACUAUCUAUCUAUAAAGUUUAUGUUUAUAUAAAUGCUGUCUCUUAAUUUUAGUUUAAGAAAUUUCUUUAAAUUUCAAUUUCAAUCAACAAAUAAUUAAGUAAUAAACAACCAUCAAUAUCUAUGACGGUGUUUUUCAGUUGAGACUAUUAUGAUCUAUGCGUGCCAAUAUGUAUGUAUUAAAACGUCCUAGUCUAUUUGUGCUAAUAAGUAUUUCUAUGUAGUUUUAGUAGGUACUUUGCAUGUGUUGUGUUAGACAUAAUUUUAACUGUAUUCAAGAUGAAUAGAUAACAGUUGUAUCUUCGUUUUUAUAUAUUUUUUGAAAACGAGAUAAUUAUUCUGAAUUAAGAGAAAAAUAUAUUGCAAAUUUUGAUAUGCAAAAUAUCUAUUCGUCUUUUUAUAUUCAUUUACCGAAUGCUUUAAAUUAUAAUUAUAUAUUAAUUUAUGUUUAAACCGUACCGAAGUAUUAACAAAUUUAUUUAGAGCUUUAGCCCAUAAUAUCCUAUCCUUAAAGUCCUAAAUCCCAAAAGCAUGUUUGGAAGAUCUACAGAGAAAGCGUCGGACCCUAACGCAUGGCGUCUCGGGAGAAUCGAAGAGGCGGACCACGAGACGCCCGUCUGAGGGCGCGCGCUGCACGUAGCGGUUCGACCGCGCAGUAAACGCGGACGCCGCUAGUGCAAAGUCAACCUAACCCCUAAACAUUUAGUGUUCAUAAAUCCUAGUGAUCUAAACUUCGUUGCUCAUACUGCCUAUAUUGGGAUAUCAGUAAAAAAAAAAACGCUCGCGAAUUCAGACUCUUCGGUAUUGAAAACUCAUUAUAACCCGAUUGUUUUAAAUACAUUCGUUGUCAAAAAAGCGGCACCUCCGUGAAAAUUACUUUCAAGAGUUAUUAUAACCUUUAACACACGCAUUUACCCCCAUCAAUAUUGGCGUCAUUUGAAAGCUUAUUAAAUACCCUUAAAUAAACAAUUCAAUUAAUUUGUUUCUAUUGGAACAGUGCAAAAAACAAUAAAGUUUACAAAACAAUAAAAAUCUAUAACUAAGCCAUAAUUAAAAACAGUUUAAUUACUCAAAAAAAAUACGAAAAGGUAUUUACGCGGAGGUGCGAUUUUUUUGACGCCGAAUGUAGUUUCUGUUGUUUGAACGAUACCAGUGCAAGAAAUGUGUUAUUCUAUGUUAUUGGUGAAUGAAGAACUUAUAAAUUGAAUGUAUUAUUGUUCAUAUUGUAUAAAAUGUUUGGCAGCUGUAGAAUGUGGUAAAAUUGAUCUCGAUGCUUGUACAGUCAUUUGUGUGGUUUAUCAUUUCGAUUGCUGUAAUUACAUUGAAAUAAUGGAAAUGGUAAAGUUAUAAAUGAAACAAGAUAAUGAUGUUGCAUAUAUAAUAUAAUAAUAACUAGAUGUAGUUUUUUUUUACUGUGCUAUAGUGUUAUUAUAUGUUAUAUAUUAUAAAUAUGCAUUGUAGUUUGUCUGCGAUAGCUGUUAAAGUCAUAGUAAAUCUUUCUUCUUUAAUACUGUAACACAAUUCAAGAUAUUAUUAAAAACAAUAAAUAUUUACGAAUCCCAAUAUCGCUCUUAUUAUAAGUCUGAUGAUAAAAAUUAAUGCAAUAUAAUAUAAAAGAUAUUGAGAAUACAAUAUUAUGGUGAAAGAAAGAAUGUGAAAAGACUAGAUACAUACUUUGUGUAUACUAUAUUGUAAUACUCACUGAAUUAAGAAAGCCAUAAAAUACUUACUUAUACUUUAGAAUAUUUAUACAUUGGUGGCUUUAUAUUAAAUGUAUAUAAAAAUGAUUGAUGUCAAUAAUAAGAUUGAUACAAUGAUAGGGCGAUAAAAUACACAAAAAGCAAAAUUUAAUCCAAGUAUAAUUAUGUUGUUGUGUAGCUCUUUUAGGUAUAUUCCAAUGUGUAUUGAACAAUCAAAUUACAAUAACUAUAUAAAAUCUGAGCCACUGUGCCUGACACUAUUACAUUCCUGCCCCUACAGCAUGAAUACCACAAUAGGGUAUUAGACAGUGUUAAAAAUAAAGUGUUAGCAUCUGUGUUUAGAAUGAAUAUCGGCAGAGGUUUUUACUAUUUUUACAAAAAAAUAUUCAUAAUUUUACAAAAAAACUAACGAAAAAGAUAAUAGUUUUCUUAUCUAUUGUCACGUGACCCAAAACGC
Messenger RNA from Chilo suppressalis (striped riceborer), 7430 nucleotides. The record is from the annotation of a GenBank genome assembly. NCBI's taxonomy places the organism in Eukaryota, Metazoa, Arthropoda, Insecta, Lepidoptera, Crambidae.